Messenger RNA from Cooperia oncophora, 636 nucleotides. NCBI's taxonomy places the organism in Eukaryota, Metazoa, Nematoda, Chromadorea, Rhabditida, Trichostrongylidae. The record is from the annotation of a GenBank genome assembly.
CUCUCUCUCUCUCUCUCUCUCUCUCUCUCUCUCUCUCUCUCUCUCUCUCAUUCACCUUGUUCUCCAGAAGGAUUAAAUAACGAACUUUCAGUCGCAACGUUGAGGAACUUCGACGAAUUGGGCGAUAAGACGAAAGACAUUGCUGUACUCAGAGAGUUUGUGAACUCCCAUUUCAAUCCUCCCGGAUCUGAGCUCGUGGAGUGGUUCCCUCGAGAUUGGGUUGACUUCCCUUCGACUUUUUUAAACAUACACGAUUACCACCAUCGACGGUGGGCGCUCCAUUUACACCGAAUUUGGAGAGAUCUUUGCAGACGGGUUCGCGAUGACGUACGUAGACAUCAGGAUCACUAUUCUCUUUUAUAUGUACCUCAUCCUUUCAUUAUACCUGGUGGACGGUUCAGAGAAUUCUAUUACUGGGAUUCGUUUUGGAUAUUGAAAGGCCUUAUUUUCUCAGAAAUGUACGAAACAGCGAGAGGAAUCAUUAAAAACCUUGCAUUUAUGGUCGAUAACCAUGGAUUUGUGCCAAAUGGUGGCCGUGUCUACUAUCUCACACGUUCGCAGCCACCGCUUUUAAUACCAAUGGUUUAUGACUACUUUCUCGGUACCGGUGAUUUGGAUUUCGUUUUGGUGAGUUGC